Molecule: messenger RNA, 4509 nt
Organism: Hemibagrus wyckioides
Lineage: Eukaryota; Metazoa; Chordata; Actinopteri; Siluriformes; Bagridae
Gene: tspan2b
Product: tetraspanin 2b
Exons: 8
Coding region: 145-789 (214 amino acids)
Cellular component (GO): membrane
Source: RefSeq, a predicted model, not a curated record
CACUUACAGAGAGAGAGAGAGAGAGAGAGAGAGAUAGAUACCUAAUAAUCCUGUGUGUGUGUUAGUGCACUGACAGCAGCUGCUCCUGACUCUCAACUCCGGAUCAUUUCUUGCUUUAAAUCUAUAAAACAAACAGACACAGAAAUGGGGAAAGUGGAAGGUGGAAUGAAAUGCGUGAAAUACCUGCUCUUCAUAUUCAACUUCAUAUUCUGGUUAAUGGGUUCUCUGGUGUUGGCUGUUGGUUUGUGGUUGCGGUUGGAAAAUGACACAGUGUCUCUUCUGAACAGUGACACAGCACCGGUCACCUUCUUCAUUGGAGUCUACAUCCUGAUCGCAGCAGGGGGUUUGGUGAUGUUGGUGGGGUUUUUCGGAUGCUGUGGUGCUGUUCGCGAGUCUCAGUGUCUCCUUGGCUCGUUCUUCGCCUGCCUCCUGAUCAUUUUCGCAGCAGAAGUUGCGGCUGGUGUGUUUGGGUUUCUGAAUAAAGACACGAUCAUAAAGGACAUUCAGGCGUUUUAUAAAUUAUCUGCUAAAGACAGUAACAGCACGGAUAUUCUCGACAGCUACCACCGAGUCUUGAAUUGUUGCGGCACUGAGGAGUCACAUAAAACUCAGUGUUCUAACCGCUCACGUGACACCAAGAAUUGUGAACUAGCCAUUGAAGAAUUUUUCAACAGUAAACUCUUCAUCAUUGGAUACGUGGGGAUCGGAAUCGCCGGAGUCAUGAUAAUCGGGAUGAUCUUCAGCAUGGUGCUGUGCUGUGCGAUCCGGAACAGCCGUGAGGUCAUCUAACUUGAUGACCUUUUUGACCUUUAACCCUCUGCACCAAUUUUCUACAGACACAACAAGAGCUUCGAGAUCAACCCAAAUCUCCUUUUCCAUCACUCAGAACAUCCAGUCAGAAACUAAUGGAAGGAUUUCUUACUUUAAACCUUUUGAGUUUUUUUUUUCUUUUUCUUUUCACUUUACCUGCUGGAUAGGUGUCGUAAAAUAUUCUGUUUGUGAAGCUGUUUAUUUAAUUUAUAUAUUUCUCUCUAGGUUUAAAUCUACUGGAGAAUGUUGAGAUGCGUAAUUUAAAAGACUGGGGUCACAUGACCGAGGGAGAUUAGGCCAGUGAGGUCCAGUGCGUCGUAGUGAGCGGAAAUAACACAUGAAGUGGUGUUUAACAGCCCGAGUGCACUACCACAGGGAGGGUGUUUAAAAGGCGUGUGUAGUGUACAUGCUGUGCGGUUUGGGACACGUCCACAGUAGACGGAUGAUGUUAAUGUAGAAUUAGUGCUUGAUAAAUAACCCUGGGUAGUGCACUCACAGGUCUUUCGGACCUGAUUAACAUCAUAUGUGUCAAAUUGAAUUGAAUCACAUUAACGUUUACUCGCAUUACAUAGUCGUGGCCUUUAGGACCGGUUUGUACAUAUUGCUGAGAUUUAUACUCCCUUUUUUUGUAACGUGUGUGAUGGUGAAUAUCUGUGACGUGCUGUCGGUUUGUGUAGAAGCUAGUCGUUAGCGUUUUUAAGUAAUUCCUGUUCGACGAUGAUGUAUACGAUCAAUUAAGGUGCCUUGCUCUUUUAUACAACUUAUAUAACCUGAGAUCUUCAACCUGUCCUGUUCAGAUAAUACAGAUGCAGCUUUUUGUGCUUUCAACACACACUUGUCCACUUCCUCUCGGUCGAAGCCAUUCUGUUUGACGGAUCGAUUCGACCGAUGUUCACAUCAGUCGGUGAGAAAUUGUUCAUGUCGUUUGUAACUUGUUAACUGUUGCUUUAGUAAGAUUUAUUUCAGCAACACAACUUACUUCAAUGCCAUUUCCUGUUUUUCAAAAUGGAGGACAAAUCUUAUAAUUCUAAACUGGAGUCUAAAUUGUUGAAUAGCUAAUUAACUAAUUGUAUUUACUCAUGGUGCGUUCAAGUCACGUCGGAAAGAUCGUAUUUGCGAGUCGAACGCACAUGAACGGCAACACAAAGUCGAAAUUACGGGUGUGAAACUCAGGAUUUUCCUUCAGCUCGUAGUUUCACGCGCUGGGGGGCGUGUGUGAAAAAAACCUGGUGGAAUCAAUUGUCUGUGCAGAAAUGCGUCUACUUCUUGUCUGAAGUAUGAUGAAACAAUUUACUACAGUUGUGUUAUAUGAGUUUCUGCACAUGCGCAGUACAAAUGGUGUUUCCGGUACGGAUCGAGUAGUGACAGGCGGUAAAUGUGUUGAAGUUGAACCUUCACUCGUUUCAGACACUGAUUUCAAUUAUUAUAUGUUUGGUUUAUGAAUCAAGUGACUGAAAUCCAAACAAACUAUAUACGAUAUACAAUAACAUUGUGCAAUUAAGAUUUGAUACGAAACGAUAACGUUUACAGCAGCUUAAUGAAAUGAUUACACACAUAAAAAGCAAAACACCUGAUGCACAAUGUUUGUUCUUCCUUUUCAUAAAAGUUGUUAGAACCUUUGCUGUAUCCUUGUAGUAAUCAAGAGAACCUCCAUCUUGCUCCCACCAAAGUGACUUGAAUGCACUACGUCGUAAUUACGACUUCCCAACUCGUAAAUAUGAACUUCCCAAUCGGAUUUAUAUUAUAUCAGCUAGCAUGUCAUGUAGUAAAGUAUGGCAGUUCCAUCAGCUGUGCAGAAAUAUCCUAGUUUAUAUAUACACUAUAUUAACAAAAGUAUUGGGACACCCCUCCAAAUCACUGAAUUCAGAUGGUGUAUUUCAGGGGUUGGGCUCGGUCUCUUAGUUCCAGUGAAAGGAACUCUUAAUGCUUCAGCUUCAUACCAAGACAUUUUGGACAAUUUCAUGCUCCCAAUUAUGUGGGAACAGUUUGGGGAUGACCCCUUCCUGUUCCAACAUGACUGUACACCAGUGCACAAAGCAAGGUCCAUAAAGACAUGGAUGUGGUGUGGAGGAACCUCCUGACCUCAACCCAAUAGAACACCUUUGUGAUGAAUUAGAGCGGAGACUGUGAGCAAGACCUUCUCAUCCAGCAUCAGUGCCUGACCUCACAAAUGCAAUUGAAGAGGAAUGGUCAAAAUAUUCCAUUAAACACACUCCUAAACCUUGUGGAAAGCCUUCCCAGAAGAGGUGAAGGUGUUAUAGCUGCAAAGGGCGGGACAACUCCAUAUUACAUUCAUGUGCAUACAUAAGGCAGACGUCCCAGAUUUGGAAUGGCUCACAGUCUAUGCUGUAAUUCAGCCCAAAGGUGUUCCUCCAUGUCUUUAUGAACCCCUGAUUUAGAGAGGUACCUCAAAACUUAUAUAUAGUGUAUAUAGUGUGUAUAUUGAAUAAGGUGUAUGACUGACGUUUGGGUCCUUUCCUUUUGCUCCACGUAAACAUUCGUUGCAUAUAGAUAGUGGACCCAAAUAGAGAGGGGAAGUUGACAAGUGUGCACUUGAAACAGGAAUGAAACACCCGAUUAGCUAAAACUAAUUAAACAAACAUGGACUGGGUGAAGAUCUGUAGUAAUACUGAAUGUUUCCAUAAGUAGAUGUAGUUUAUUAAAUCCUCUUCUUGUAAGUGUUCUUUAGGCACGUGCUGAUAAUAUAGAGUAUAUAUGCUAUAUAGUACUCGACAACCUGAUAGUUACUAGUUAUUUUGGACACUUAGGUUUCCCAGAAAAACCUUGAAGACACUGAGACUCUCAUUUCUUGGACAUGAAUAAACACUAAAAACAGAACUAGCUUAAGUCUUAAGUACUAUUUAAUCAGGUGGUGAUUAUGACCUGAUGCGUGUCUGUUAAGUGUUGUAGCACGAGGACAAUAAGAGAUCUCAGUGAUGGGCGUGUCUUCAGGUUGUACGCGUGACGGUUGCUGCAGAAGUUCACUUCGUAUUUCUGUUAUUUUAUCUUGUUGAAUAAUAUAAGCAUCGCAAAUAAAAUGCAGUCUUGUUGAGUUAAGAAGAAUAUAUAUACUGUAUAUUCCACUAUAUAUUUACGCUUUCACAUGGCUACAAAAUCGGCGAAAGUGUCUACUGGAUAGAGUUGAUCAUUUGUUAAGACUCGUAAAAGUAAGUAAAAUAAAAAGCAAAUUAUAAAAAAAUAACCCUUAAUCUUAAAACAUUGUUUAGUUGGAUUUUUCCAAGGCGUGGGUUUAUUGUGUCCGAGCUGAGCCGAGUGUGAUGAUGUAUAAUGAAGCUGAAUGUGAAAUCAACCACAGCUGAGAUACAUGCUAAUGUCACAGGAAACUAUUUCAGAAGGAUCGACUUGAGUUUCAGCACAUGCCUAAAGGUGACGAACAACAGGAUCAUGAAGUAAACAGUGUGUGUGUGUGUGUGUGUAGAAAUGCAUGUACAGUAUGUUGUAUGUAACGUUGCAUGGCUUUCCAUAGCAGCUUAGAUCAAACCAUGUGUGUUGUAAUUAUUAUUUUUUUUAACAAGCUUGUUUUCCGUACUGUAAACAACACACGUUGUUUUUGUCGAUGCUGGUUUUUUGGUAUUGGAACGUGUAAUUUAUUUAUUGGCUGAUGAGUUCAAGCAGGUUUAGGCUUCUCAGGAUGGAAGAUUGACGUUAAAAGAACAAAUAAACUUUUCUGAGGUUUUA